AUGAGCAAGGCCCAUCCUCCCGAACUGAAGAAAUUUAUGGACAAAAAGUUAUCGUUGAAGUUAAAUGGAAGACUACGGGGCUCUGAUCCCUUUAUGAAUUUUGUGAUUGAUGAGUGUGUGGAGAUGGCAAAUAGUAGGCAACAGAAUAGCAUCGGAACGGUGGCCAUACAAGGAAACAGCAGCAUCAUGUUAGAAGCCUUGGAAAAAGUCUAA
Peromyscus maniculatus bairdii (prairie deer mouse) is the source of this 213-nucleotide messenger RNA. Lineage: Eukaryota; Metazoa; Chordata; Mammalia; Rodentia; Cricetidae. The record is from RefSeq and is a predicted model, not a curated record.